AUGUUAUUCACCAAAGUAUUGAAGUACACACCAUACUGUAGUACUACCACGGCACCCACUGAAGUACCCUGUGGUCCUAUAGUGGCUACCAUGAAACUGAUCAUUGAUGAGAAGGAUUUCUACUUGUUUGGGAGGAACCCAGACCACUGUAACUUCACGAUAAACCGUCAGUGAUGCUCACGCGUACAUUUGAAUCGAAUUCACUUGAUGGCCUUUGGAGAUUUUUUUUUAAACGUUGUUAGAUAAACCCAUGGCACUUUUUUGGGCAGAAUUCACCUGGAGCCCCAUAAACCCCAGCAGGUUCCCAUCGGCUCCACCAUGUUAUUUGGGGCGUCGGCGUGAGUGUACACGCUGAGAGAGAAGACGCAGCUGAGAGCUACAGCAGGUGACAACGGUGUAGAAGACGAAGAGCUGAAAGGAUUGCUCGGCUUACCGGAAGAAGAGGCCAAGCUACUGUAGAUGUGUAACCUGACCGAGUUCAACACAGCACACAACAAACACACAUCCACGCUGACCAUCAAAGAGGGGAAUCUGGACCUCCAGAGACUGAAGAGGAAGAGGAGAAGCUCUCGAGUGUCCUUCAGCGAGGACAAGGAGAUCAUUAACCCUGGCGUGAUCAAGUAUUCUGUCCAUAAUUCUUUUUUGCGCAUGGUGCGGACUGCCAUCGUACCCUUAAAGAAAAAAAAAUAUGAGGGACACGGUACCCUUGGUGUGGAGGACAGCGUGGUGCGUCCCUUCCAGAACUUCACCCUGAGCUCAGGGCUUUACGGUGACCUGCCUCCUACCAGGUAGCGACCUGGACGCGAGCACCAAGCAGGACCAGCAGUGUUGAGCGGUAUACCUUUGCCCUUCCCCAACCCAGCUCCAGGGGUGGACGUCUUCACUGCGGCAGCGCAGCCGGCAGCCAUGUUGAACCAGCCCCGCAAGAAGAAGUACGCCAAGAAGGCGUGGCCUGGAAAGAAACCCACACCUUCACUACUCAUUUAA
Messenger RNA from Clarias gariepinus (North African catfish), 987 nucleotides. It is a transcript of the gene ppp1r8a, whose product is annotated as protein phosphatase 1, regulatory subunit 8a. Gene Ontology annotation, cellular component: nuclear speck. NCBI's taxonomy places the organism in Eukaryota, Metazoa, Chordata, Actinopteri, Siluriformes, Clariidae. Gene Ontology annotation, molecular function: protein binding; mRNA binding; protein serine/threonine phosphatase inhibitor activity. The record is from RefSeq and is a predicted model, not a curated record.